Eimeria mitis is the source of this 1518-nucleotide messenger RNA. RefSeq lists its product as uncharacterized. The transcript is spliced from 4 exons. The coding region runs from base 1 to 1518 and encodes 505 amino acids. The record is from RefSeq and is a predicted model, not a curated record. NCBI's taxonomy places the organism in Eukaryota, Apicomplexa, Conoidasida, Eucoccidiorida, Eimeriidae.
AUGCUCCACUGCAGCAACGGUUCAGCAGCAGCUGCUGCAGCAACAGCAACUGCAACAGCAGCAACUGCAGCAGCAACAACUGCAACAGCAGCAACUGCAGCAGCAGCAGCCCUCGCUUCUCCAGUAUGGGGGGGACGCAUCUGCUGCCGCAUCCUGAGGCCUUUGGGGGGCAGCCCCCAACGCCUUAUGCUGCAUACAGCCAGCCAGUAUCGCAGCAGCAGCAGCAGCAGCAGCAGCAGCAGGAACUGCAGCAGGGAGCCCCCAACGCCUUAUGCUGCAUACAGCCAGCCAGUAUCGCAGCAGCAGCAGCAGCAGCAGCAGCAGGAACUGCAGCAGGAACUGCAGCAUCAAUACCCGUACCAGCAAGAACAGCAGCAGCAGCAACAGCAGCAGCAGCAGCAGCACCAGCAGCAUCUGUAUGAGGAGCAACAAAACAACCCCUACCAUCGCAACGAGCACAUGCAGCAGCAUCAGCCACAUCACCAAGAACAGCAGCAGCAGCAACAGCAGCAGCAGCAGCAGCACCAGCAGCAUCUGUAUGAGGAGCAACAGAACAACCCCUACCAUCGCAACGAGCACAUGGAGCAGCAUCAGCCACAUCAUCUGCAGCAGCAGCAGCCUCACCAGCAGCAGCAGCAGCUGCAGCAGCAGCAGCUGCACCACCUGCAGCAGCAGCAGCCGCACCACCUGCAGCAGCAGCAGCAGCCGCACCACAUGCAGCAGCAGCAGCAGCAGCAGCCGCACCACCUGCAGCAGCAGCAGCAGCAGCAGCCACACCACCUGCAGCAGCAGCAGCAGCAGCAGCAGCAGCAGCAUGGGGGUGUAAGCGAGUGUCUGUCUCCCCUGAAUUUAUCUUAUCUCAGCCAGAGAGGAGCAGCAGCAGCCUUUCAGAAGCGGCAGCAGCAGCACCACGCACACAUCUGCGGCAGCGAGGCUCUUGCUGCUGCUGGCAGCACGGACGUGAGCCCAGCACCAACAGCAGCAGCAGCAGAUGCAGCAGCAGCAGCAGCAGCAGCAGCAGCAGCAGCAGCAGCACGCAGCUGCGGAGAGUUUCCUCAUCAGGCCUCUUCUUCUGUCUCUACUCCUCGGGGAUCAGACUGCAGCAGAAACAGCAGCAGCAGCAGCAGCAGCAACUACAGCAGCAGCAGCAGCGCAUACGGCAGCUGCUACAGCAUGGCUAGAGGCAGCAGCAGCAGCAGCAGCAGCAGCAGCAGCAGCAGGAACUGCUGCUCCUCCUUUCAGCCUAGAGAAGACCGCCGCAGCAGCCGCACCAAAUUGCUGGACUCUCUCCGCAGCACGGGGGCUGUGCUGCCGCUGACAGACAGCAGCAGCAGCAGCAGCAGCAGCAGCAGCAGCAGCAGCAGCAGCAGUGCAGCGCAGCAAGAGCAGCAAGCUGAAGCUGCCUUUCCUCUCAAUCUUAUGGGGAAAAAAACAGAGCCCAGGAGACACCACGUCGGUACGAUGAGGCAGCAGCAGCAGCAGCAACAGCAGCAGCAGCAGCAGCAGCAGCAGCUGUAG